This is a messenger RNA of Stylonychia lemnae, 1380 nucleotides long. Lineage: Eukaryota; Ciliophora; Spirotrichea; Sporadotrichida; Oxytrichidae. The record is from the annotation of a GenBank genome assembly.
AUGAGUGAGUAUUCGAAUGAUGAAGAGGAAAAAUCUCCUAGAAAUUAUGAUGAUCAAAGCAUUGAUGACAUGCAAUUUUCUGACAAAAAUUAGAUUGAUGACAGAUUGGAAACUUAGAAUGAUGAGUUUAGUUUAAAUGCAGAGUAGUAGAACAUGGCAUCUGGUACUGAGCUAGUUAAUUAGAGAGCAAUGAGUGAGAAGACACUCGGAGGAUAUAAUUCAACAAGAUUUAGCUAGAUGGUUGAAGACUUGCUUUAGAAGUACAGGAUACCACACUAUGGCAUUAUGACUAGUAAUACUAGGUUUGAGGUUAUUCAGCCAGCUCUAAUCAAUAACAAAUAUGUUACAUAUCACAUCAAUGGGGAGGACUCUCUAGGAUAAUUUGAUGGUAAGAGGAGAUAUAAUGAGUUUUAUCAACUAAGAAACAUUCUGUGUGUCAGAUGGCCUGGAGUUUUUGUUCCAGCUAUUCCACCUAAGAAGGCAGUAGGCAACAAAGAUGUGAAGUUUAUCAUUGAAAGAAGAUACUAUUUAGAGAGAUUUUUAAAGCAAAUUUCACUUCAGCAAAAUCUUUUGAACUCUGAGGAGUUUAGAAUAUUCGCAAGACCAGAGUUCACCGGAGGCAAUUCAGAUGUUUAAUCUUAACUACUCAAGUUGCCUAAGAUUAAUUACGAUGAAAUGGGGGCUAAAUAUAUCGAAUCAUUUGGUUUGAAUGAGGUACAGUUUAAGCGAAUAGCCGAUCGGCAAUAAGACUAUGAGACAAAACUACUAGAAUUUGAAAAUUUUCUAAGGAAACUUUUGCUUUAGUACAAAGCUCUCAGAAAACAGCUGAAAGGAUUAGCAGAGAUAUAGGAUCAAGCAGUUCAGAAUUAAAGAGACUCAACUAAUGAUCUUUACAAGAGCUUAAGAGAUAUGUGUGAAAAAACUAGAAAUCCAUUCACAAGCCUGUACUACUGGGUUAAAGGUGAAAUAUUAGAUUGUAAUGCUUUUUAAGAAGCUAUCCACUAGAGAUCUUAGCUUACACUACUUAUUCAAAAAAUGAGUGCUAAGAAACUAAGCUAGCAAAAUGAGUUAGAUAAACUAUUAGGCGGAAAGAAGAGCAUAAGAACUUUCUUCAAAUCAUCUAAUGAAAAACAAAAUUACUCAAUAACUCUCCAGAAGUAGAUAGAUUAAACUGAUAAGCAAAUUGAAGGCUUGAUAUCGAUGGGAAUCGUUUUAGACUGGCAUCUUGGAGAUUUCAUGAUGCCUACAUUCAAAAAGGACAAAAUUGAUAAUUUCAGCCAUAUUCUGAGAGAAAUGAGCAGCACUGAAGUUGAGAAUAGCAACGUAGGGGCAAUGCAUUGGAGCAAGGUGCUGUCGAAUCAAAAUUUAAAGCAUUUUUGA